Myotis lucifugus (little brown bat) is the source of this 6344-nucleotide messenger RNA. RefSeq names its product solute carrier family 2 member 12 (gene SLC2A12). Gene Ontology annotation, biological process: transmembrane transport. Lineage: Eukaryota; Metazoa; Chordata; Mammalia; Chiroptera; Vespertilionidae. The record is from RefSeq and is a predicted model, not a curated record. Gene Ontology annotation, molecular function: transmembrane transporter activity. Gene Ontology annotation, cellular component: membrane.
AGGGCAAAGCCUUCGGAAAUAGAAACAAAGUUGGUCACAAAUCACAUUGGCUUUGCCCGAAGUUUUUUUUCACCUUCUUGAGCAUGCGACCAUGGGGCGAGUGACCACUGCUGUCGCGGGGGGCAGCCGCGGCGGUGCGGUGCGGAGGGAAGGGCUGUAGCUUCUGCCAUGGGACCUGUUGAAAACACCGAGGGCCCCAGUCUGCUGCACCCGAAGGAGAGCCCGGCCGAGACGGAUGGCUGCGACCGAGCCAGCGGCGGCCAGCAUCCUCCCGGGGCCAGAGGGUGCGGCAUGUUUACUCUCCUGUCAUCGGUCACGGCAGCUGUCAGCGGCCUCCUGGUGGGUUAUGAACUUGGGAUCAUCUCCGGGGCUCUUCUUCAGCUAAGAACCUUAUUAGUCCUGACCUGCCAGGAGCAGGAAAUGGUUGUGAGCUCCCUCCUCAUCGGGGCCUUACUCACCUCUCUCACGGGAGGGGUCCUCAUUGACAGGUAUGGAAGAAGGGCUGCCAUCAUCUUGUCGUCCUGCCUACUUGGACUUGGAAGCCUAGUCUUGAUACUCAGUUUAUCAUACACGGUUCUUAUAGUGGGACGCAUUGCUAUAGGGGUUUCCAUUGCACUCUCUUCAAUUGCCACUUGUGUUUAUAUCGCCGAGAUUGCCCCACAGCACAGACGGGGUCUUCUGGUGUCACUGAAUGAGCUGAUGAUUGUCAUUGGCAUUCUUUUGGCCUACAUUUCAAAUUAUGCAUUUGCCAAUGUUUCCCAUGGCUGGAAGUACAUGUUCGGCCUUGUUAUUCCCUUGGGAGUUUUGCAAGCGAUUGGAAUGUAUUUUCUUCCUCCAAGUCCCCGGUUUCUGGUGAUGAAAGGACAGGAGGAAGCUGCUGGCAAGGUUCUUCAAAAGUUGAGAGCCCUCUCAGAUACCAUGGAGGAACUCACUCUGAUAAAAUCUUCCCUGAAAGAUGAAUAUCAGUAUAGUUUUUGGGAUCUGUUUCGUUCGAAGGACAACAUGAGGACCAGAAUAAUGAUAGGCCUAACACUGGUAUUUUUUGUACAAAUUACUGGCCAACCAAACAUAUUAUUCUAUGCAUCAACUGUUUUGAAAUCUGUUGGCUUCCAAAGCAAUGAGGCAGCUAGCCUAGCCUCCACAGGCGUUGGGGUUGUCAAGGUCAUCAGCACCAUCCCAGCCACGCUUCUUGUAGACCAUGUCGGGGCCAAAACCUUCCUCUGUGUUGGCUCUUCUGUGAUGGCAGCCUCAUUGGUGACCAUGGGCAUUGUGAAUCUCAACAUCCACAUGAACUUCACCCAUAUCUGCAGAAGCCAUAGUCUUAUCAACCAGUCCUUGGAUGAGUUGGUGUUUUAUGGAUCAAGAAACUUGUCAGCCAGCAAUGAAACUCUUAGAGAGCCCUUUAAGGGGAUCACUUCUCACAGCAGAAGCUCAUUAAUGCCCAGGAGAAAUGAUGUGGAUAAGAGAGGGGAGAUGACCUCAGCAUCCUCACUAAGUGCUGGACUGAGCCAAACUGAAUACCAGAUAGUCACAGACCCUGCGGAAGUCCCACCAUUUUUGAAAUGGCUAUCCUUGGCCAGCUUACUUGUUUAUGUUGCUGCUUUUUCAAUUGGUCUAGGACCAAUGCCCUGGCUGGUGCUCAGCGAGAUUUUUCCCGGCGGAAUCAGAGGUCGAGCCAUGGCUUUAACUUCAAGCAUGAACUGGGGCAUCAACCUCCUCAUCUCGCUGACGUUUUUGACUGUGACCGAUCUCAUUGGCCUGCCCUGGGUGUGCUUCGUCUAUGCGAUCAUGAGUCUCACAGCCCUGGGGUUCAUUGUCGUGUUUAUACCUGAGACCAAGGGAUGCUCUUUGGAACAAAUAUCAAUGGAACUGGCAAAAACGAACUAUGUGAAAAACAACAUUUGUUUUAUGAGUCAUGACCAAGAGGAAUUGGCGCCAAAAAAACUCCAAAAAAGAAAACAUCAAGAGCAGCUCUUGGAGUAAAAGCUGUGUGGUGGGGGACAACCAAGGCAGUCUGGUCCAGAGACCUACUGGCCUCAAAACCUUAUAAAUGCUGAUACAGUAUAAGAACGUUUAGUACGGGGUCUUCAUACCAAUACAUGUUGACCAAUGCCAGGUUUUGUCUUUAGUGUCAUGAAGUUAAUUUAUAAAAACAACCUUUAAUCUCCACCCACAAUAGGUGAAUGAGGUAGAAGGCCCCAAGACUCUCUUUAUUAUUCUAAGCAGGAUACCAGGUAAAAAAAAUGCUGGCUGGUUCUACACUUCGCACCUUUUCACAGAGUAGCUUUGACAGACUGAACUAGGGAUACGAUCACCUUUGCCUUCAGUUGUGUAUGUAUAGAGGCCAGUUGCGGUUUUAUCAUUCAGAUACGUAAUUGUCUAAACACAAGCUUGUGGUUUUUUGCCUACUAAGACUACUUGCACUGGGUCUUGUGUAAAAAAGAAUCAGAACACAAUGUGGACAAUUGCACAUAAGUUCUACAUUAGGAGAGGGUGCUGGCUAGGAUUUUAGUGAUAAAUCCUAAUUACAGUUUAACAGGUUACAAACAUUAUGCAUCUUAUUUUAUGAAUUGUGAACUACAAUGUAAUGUAAAGUACCUUUUGUGAAUUUCAUAUUAGCAUUAUAAAAUAAUGCGAAAAAUAAUUCUUUAAUAGCUGAGAAAAAUAAGCAUGUUCUCAUCCAUUUAAAAAAGAUGAAUGGAAAGGACAAUAUGAAAUUCCUGGGACCAUAUAUAUUUAGAAGUAGCUGUUAGUAAAACAUUAGGAGUCAGGCCAUUAGAUUACUUAUCCCAAUCUCUAAGCAAUUACAUUUGACUUUUCAAGCCAAGCUUAUAAAAUUCUCUUUGUAAGGCAUUCAUAACUUAAUAGCGAUCCGGUUUCCUGUAACUAUUUGCACUCCUCAGGAUUAUCACUACCUCAGGUUAUGGCAUACAGGCUAUAAUCAAUGCUGACUUUCAGAUGAUUACAGCCAUAAUACAUGACAUUCAGACAUCAGGACAAUUGCUGUUCUUCUCUAUGCUGAAACAGAGAUCGCCAACUGCACCAGAAACUUGGGUUUCCACCCACACAAUGAGUUGCUCUCUUGUGCAUUUCUCCAGUUGACUUUUAAAACUUGGUGAAACAUUUUACCUAUAGAAUUUAGAUAUGAUAGAAAAUCUACAGUGAAGAAUCUCAAACCACUAAGUAGUAAUCCAUUACAUACUAAUAUUAUAAGUUAUGGAAGACACUAAAAAAAUUUAAUGAGCAACCUAACUUGAGAAUGAAUACAAAAAUAUGAUUAAUCUGAAGAAAAGAGAAUCCUGAGUCAAAAACAAGGACCCUUUUUAUUUAGCCUGGAAUUUUCCUCCUGGGACGUAACAAACUGUCCCAAGCUUAAUAUAAGGGUAUAUGAUACUACAUUUCCUUGUAACAAAGUGGAAGACUAACUGUUGUAAGAAAUAGUAAAACUAGCCCGGCUGGCAUUGCUCAACAGUUGAGCAUCAACCUAUGAACCAGGAGGUCACGGUUCAAUUCCCAGUGUGGGGCAUGUAGGAGGCAGCCAAUCAAUGAUUCUCUCUCAUCAUUGAUGUUUCUCUCUCCUUCCCUCUUUCUUUUUAUCUGAAAUCAAUAAAAAUAUAUUUUUUAAAAAGAGUAUUAAAAAAUAGUAAAACUAUAUUAUCAGAGACUCAGGAGAAUGUCUAACAGUCCUGGUUCUGAAAUGUACUCUCUCGAUUAAAACUGGCAGGGGAAGUUAUGAGGAAAGGAGAUUUGAGAUAAAUGAAGUUCAGACUUCAGGACAACUCCCUACGAAGACACUACUUGCACUGGGUCUUGUGUAACAUUUCAUAUGCAAGUUAGAGCAUGCACUGGUGUGGUUUUUCUCCCCCCAUUUAUUUGUUUUGAAGAAGAGAAAGUGUGUUCUGUAGAGGAUCAAUUUAAGAAAUUUAUUAUGAAUCUUCAGUGGAAUUAUAUUGAGAUUUUAAAAAAUCAAGAUAGGUAAUCAAUAUAAAUUUUUGUGCUUUGCCAAGCAUCACAGAAUAUAAGAUAUUUAACAAAAUUGUUAUGUUUUCUUUGAAAUUCAAAUGCUAUAUAUACUUUAGCUAUCUUGGUUUAGUCAUUCUUUGUUAACGGGCAGGAAACUGUUUAUCAACCUAUUUAUUAUGUUUAUUACUAGUGAUAUCAACUUCAGUAUCUUAAAAUGCUUUGUAAUAUUUUUCUUUUCUAUUGAGUCUGUAACUAAACAACUCUAUCUUCAAUCUAAUUUUCACCCAAUACACCGCCAAUCAGAGCUUUUUGAUUUUCAAAAAUAAAAGGGGAAAUACUUCGAAUUUGUAUGGAUAUAGUCACAGUUUUUAUUUAUAAAAACAUUUACAGCACUUGUGAAAAGCCAGCAAAAGACACCAACUGGCUCCUCUCUCACCAGCUUUGCUAAGUUCCGCGGGUUGUGCAGGCCAGUCGGCCAGGGGCCGCUCCUGCAGCCUGAAACCAGACCAGGCCAGAUUGUCUUUCCUCCUCUUUUCCAAGAAAGCAUUCUGAUGAGCUGCUUACUGAUCUAUUAGUUUUUAAGUCACUCCAAUACUGAAAAUGUCAUGACAUCUGGUUACGUACCCUGGCCAUAUAAUCAUGUUUUUUCCCCGUUUCCAUAUUCCUUUUUUGGGAACACAGCAAACCGGAAGUCACUUAUUAAUUACUGUUAAUUAAAAAUAAGUGGAAAAUCUCAAAUUUCAAAAGUCUUCACAGAACCUGUAACCUUUUCAUUGAAUUUUAUUCUCUAUUUUAUGAGGUUAGCUAUCCUAUUGGAACUUUAAAUGAAGCAAAUAAACACAAAUGUGAAAGUAAGGACAAGAGAACUCUGAAAAUCACAGUUAAGUUUUUCACAACAAAGAAAAUACAAAAGUUAGCAUUUGCCCCUGCUUAUGAGGGAGUGAGAGGCAGGGUAGGGGACGAUAUAGAGAAGACGACAAAAACAAAGUAAUAUGUAUUGUUCAGUGCAGUGCUUAAACUAAGUUUUCAAGAUUUAUAAUACGGUAAGGAAAAUGUACUAGAAUAUAGAGGUUAAGAUAUUGCAAUUUUCACAAAGGUUUCAAACAUUUUUGAAAUUCAGGUUUUAGAGGAAGACUGCGUUGGAAUAUUGUCUCUAUGGAGAAGCUGAUUUGAUUCUGGACUAGGUCUUAUUUCUAGGUAAAAUCACUGUUUAAACUAAACUCCUAAACACACAGGGCAGAGCACAACGGCAGCCUGAUCCUGCAUUACCAUUCCAAGGCUUGUGGCUGAGCCAGACAGCCACUGUUUCACAAAGGCAUAUUUAUUACUUUAAGAGUAGCCAUCCUAUAUACUCAGUAGUCACUCUUUAGCUCUUUACAUAAGACACAGCAAGGGAAAGACAGAUCUUGCAAAACGGCUUUCAAGUUCAAGUUGAACUAGAUUAUGAUGAUACCGUGGCACAGAGGCAACUAGUGGAACUUCUUAUUAAAACAGCACAAUAUAUCACCAUGUGACAAGACAGUAUAGCCUUGAGUACCAACCUAAGAUUAUUACUUUCCUACAACUAGAGUUGAGUCUUUCCAGAAUACAAAGGUACAUAUGAGGUACAACCCAUCAUACCUUCUUUCUUAUAUUCAUCUUGUAAGUAAGAAGUUUCUCUUUUUAAAACUACACUUUUGUAACUUUUAAAAGAUUAUCUAACAUUUUCUAGCAUAUUAAAUUAGCAACAUAAAACAUUAUGCUUAAUCUAUAAAGUUCUACUUUGGUACCCUAGAAUUUAUAUACAUGUUUUUAUUUCUAAUCUGAAAAAAAAAUCUCUAUUUGAUAUUUGGUAACAGAGAAUUAAAAAAAUAUAUAUAUAUAUGGUAUAUAUAUAUAUAUAUUUUUUUCCCACAAAACAUACUUCAAAAAGAAGCCAACACACUUUAGCAAAAGUCUAAGCUUGCAUAGAUUAAAAAAAAAUUAUGAAUACAAUUUUUAUUCAUAGAAAAUGGGGAAUAAAAGUUAUAGAAUGGAUAUGAAGAGAGACCUUUUCCAAACUUUUAUUUGUGCAUAUUCAAUUGAAAAAGAUAACUUUUACAGGUUCUUUGGUGCCCAUAUUCAGCAUACAAAAAUGUAAAAGACUAUUCACAAAUAAAACACAUUAGCUCAAACUGGAAAAAAAUAACAAAACAAUUUAAGGUAGUGCACACUGUGACAGCUCUGCUUAUGGGGACAUGAGAAUUACUGCGAAAAUAAAUAGAAUGUCCUUCUGUAAAAGCAGCAAUGUCAUGUCUUGUAAACUUCCUUUUUAUAUUACAGCAAAGUUUGAAAUAAAAUCCAAAGGGACUGGAGCUUUUUACACUGUAGCCGUGAAUGAAUAAAAGAGUCUAUUUUCUCAA